AUGCCGGAGCUGGCAGAGCCGAGCACCCCCCGCACCCCUGCCGAUGCGGACCACAUCCAGAGGAAUAUCCUGGAGGAGCAUGUGGAGCUCUGGUGGUUCCAGGACCCCAAGAAGUCCAUCCUGUGCUACGGGAUGGCUGUGGUGCUGAUCCUGGCCUGCGGGAUUGGGGGCAUCAUCCUGCUGUAUAGCACAAGCAGCCGGUCUGGGGCCGUGGGCACCACGCUCUGCCUCCUGGCCCUGCUUGUGCUGCUGAAGCAGCUGCUGAGCUCUGCAAUCCAGGACAUGAACUGCAUCCGCAGCCGGGAUCAGAUCGAGCUCCUGAAGAGCGGGGGGUUCUCAGACUGCCUGGUGCUGCUGCUCAGCGCUCUGGUGCUGCUGGUCUGCGGGGUCGUGCUCACCAUCCUCUCCACCACGACCAUGCAGCUCAGCCCUGCGCGGCCGCUGGCCAGCAUGUUCACCAGCGGGGUUGUCCUCCUGACGGCCGGCAGUGCCAUCCUCCUCUGCCUGCUGCUCUACCUGCUCUGCACCUCCUGCCGCCAGGCUGCUCCUCGGAGCCUGGAGACCGGCGACAUCCGUGUCUUCACCAUCUCCGGCCGCCUCGCUGCAAACAGGCGGCUGCCUCCCACCUCCAGCAUGGCCAACCUAAUCUGA
Messenger RNA from Eurypyga helias (sunbittern), 651 nucleotides. RefSeq names its product transmembrane protein 125 (gene TMEM125). Lineage: Eukaryota; Metazoa; Chordata; Aves; Eurypygiformes; Eurypygidae. The record is from RefSeq and is a predicted model, not a curated record.